CCUCCCCUGUCUUUCUCCCCCUCCCCUCCCCUCAGAUCCCUUUCAUCUGGCUUCCUCGCGCCCCCGGUCUCUCUGGCUGCCAGGACCUCCUCUGUCCCCUGGACCCGCUAUCAUGUCGGGCCCGUCCUCCUUCUCCGGGGCUGCGCUGCUGUCGGACCUGAAUGACUUCAUCGGCCCGUCGCAGGCGUGUGUCCUGCCGCCGGUGUCUCGCCUUCCUUCGGAGAAGAACACCACGGCCGCGCCGCCUGCUGGUGGCAACACUGGCAUGAUUGCCAUCGAAGGCCAGGUCGACGCCCCGCCCACGCCGGCCCCGCCAACUGCCCCUGCCGAUGACCUGCCUCUGGAGAAGAAGGUGGAAAUUACUCUGGCCGACUGCCUGGCCUGCUCCGGAUGCGUGACCAGCGCCGAAGCGGUGCUGGUUAACUCCCAAAGCACCACCGAGGUCCUGCGCCUGGUUGAGACCAACCAUCGUCUGGCCCAGGAGGGCAAGACCUCGGAGAUCCGGCCCAUCUGCGUGACGAUUGCCCCACAAAUUGCGGCCUCCUUUGCGGCACGCUACCAGCUUGCCAGUCCGGCCGAGGCCCGGGGGCGGCUGGCGCAUGCCAUCCGCCGGCUGUUUGGCCUUCCGGCCGAUGUCGACCCGGCUGAGGCCACCCCGGCACGCAUCUGGGUGUUCGACGAGCGCGAGGCCCGGCGGGUGGGCCUCGCCGAGGCGGCCGCCGAGUUCCUGCACCGGUUCUGCGCGGCUCGCGGCGGCCCGGCCGCCCUGCAGGGGUGCUCCACGGUUCUCGCGGCCUCCGUGGCCGGCCUGCCGGCGCGCUCGGCCUCUGGGCCCGCACGGCGAGCGGCUGCCGCGGCCCCCGCGUCCGCCGGCCCCAUCCUGGCGUCCGCCUGCCCGGGAUGGACUUGCUACGCGGAGAAGCACGCCCGGGCCGCCCUCUAUGUGCCGAUGUUGGCCACCACAUCGAGCGCCACUCGUGUGGCUGGUGCCCUUGCCCGGCGGGCCGUGGCCGCCGAUGCGACGGCCCGCCAAGCCGGCCGGCCCUUCCAUGUCAGUGUGCAGAUGUGCUACGACAAGAAGCUCGAGGCGGCCCGGCGCUCGGGCGGCCUCGGCGAUGAGGCGGCCCCCACCGAUGGCGGCCUCGAUGUGGACUGUGUCCUGACGGCCGGCGAGCUGGAUGCGGCCAUCCGCGCGGCCACCGGCCCCCUGGAUGGACUUCCGUCCGAGCAGCUGGAUAGCCUGCUUGCCAGCUUGGGCCCCUCGGAUUGCCCCUCUCAUCCGGCCUCUCCCUCGAACUUGGCCUCGCCGGCGUCCGCCACCCCGGGGUCUCCCACGCCCGGGCCCGAUGAGGACCUCCUGUCCGACAUGGAGGAGGAUGCCGGAGCCGGUGGCCUGCUGGAGUACCUGCUCCGCGCGGCGGCGUACGAGCUCUUUGGUCUUGUGCUUCCAUUCGGGGCCGUGGCGCACCUGCGCCGGGCGGCGCCCACCCCCGGGUCCCGGGCCUCCCUCCCGCUGGCUCCCUUCACCCCGGGGCAGACUGCUCGCCUGGAAACGCGGGUCGGCCGCAAUGCCGAUACCCGGGACUUUGUCCUGCUGCUGGUGGCCGAUGCUGACGAUCCCGUGGAACGUGAGGUUCUGACCUUCGGCACGGCGUACGGCUUCAGGAACAUCCAGAAUGUGGCCCGCCGAGUGACGCGCCCGGCGCGCCCAGGCGCCGGCUCCGGGUGGGACUUCGUCGAGAUGAUGGCCUGCCCAGGUGCAUGCCUGAAUGGCGCGGGCCAGCUUCGCCCGGUGGAUCCGGACAAGCCGGACAUGUCGCCCGAGGAGGCAGCCCUUUUGCCGCCUCCUUCGCCAGAGGCCGCGCGCGCGCUCCUUCGACUGGUGGCCGAGCUGUAUGGCGCCGAUGCCGGCCGGACUCCAGCCACCGAUUCCGAUGCCCUGCAGGCCCUGACGGCCCGGACGCACGCCGCCUGGCUGGCCGAGAUGGCCUGGGUUGGCCGAGCGUAUGGCGCUCUCUUUGGCCAAGACGCCAUCCCCUACGGGCCCGCGGCUCGGGCUGCCCUUCAUGUGCGCUACAAUGUCAUCGAGGCGCCCAAGGACUCCGACCCGGUCAGCCUGGCCAGUGUGGAGUGGUAAUGUCGCCAGACAUUUGAGAGGUCCCCCCCCC
Fonticula alba is the source of this 2168-nucleotide messenger RNA. RefSeq lists its product as hypothetical. Lineage: Eukaryota; Rotosphaerida; Fonticulaceae. The transcript is spliced from 4 exons. The coding region runs from base 113 to 2137 and encodes 674 amino acids. Gene Ontology annotation, molecular function: 4 iron, 4 sulfur cluster binding. The record is from RefSeq and is a predicted model, not a curated record.